This is a messenger RNA of Paramuricea clavata, 423 nucleotides long. NCBI's taxonomy places the organism in Eukaryota, Metazoa, Cnidaria, Anthozoa, Malacalcyonacea, Plexauridae. The record is from the annotation of a GenBank genome assembly.
AUGAGUUGUAGAAAAUUUUAUGGUGUCUACUUCCACAAAUUGUCAGCCCAUGCUGCCAUACAACAUCGUCUUGUCAGUGGAAAAUCAUGUCAUGCUGAAGAACAAGAAAGAAUUUUCAAUGCGGUUACCAACAUCACUCGUGCAACCUCAUCUAACAAGCCUGGUCAUAUUAUUGGCAAUGUGUUUCUUCGAAUCCAAGCUGAGAAGAAAAUGGGAGCGUACCAUUCAGAGAAUACAGUACCAAAGCAGCAAGCUCACAUAUCCAAACUGGCUAAAUCGGUUCCUUCUCUUGGCAGUACUGUUGUUCCUUUCAGCACUAUAACAAGUCAUUCUUCUUCUUGGCAAGCCCAUUUGGAGAGGAUAAGUGACUUUUGGUGGUUGGCAAAGAUGUUUGGUGGACAAGCAAUGAAGAAGGCGACGUAG